Messenger RNA from Psammomys obesus (fat sand rat), 816 nucleotides. RefSeq names its product olfactory receptor 51A7-like. Gene Ontology annotation, cellular component: membrane. Gene Ontology annotation, molecular function: olfactory receptor activity. The transcript has a single exon. Bases 1 to 816 code for a protein of 271 amino acids. NCBI's taxonomy places the organism in Eukaryota, Metazoa, Chordata, Mammalia, Rodentia, Muridae. The record is from RefSeq and is a predicted model, not a curated record. Gene Ontology annotation, biological process: G protein-coupled receptor signaling pathway.
AUGUCUGUCUUCAACAACUCCGAGGUCAAGUAUUUUCUUCUAAUUGGGAUCCCGGGACUAGAACAUGCACACGCAUGGCUCUCCUUCCCCAUCUUUCUCAUGUACCUCACUGCCAUCAUGGGUAACUGCAUUAUCACCUUUGUCAUCAAGACGGAGCCCUCCCUUCAUGAACCCAUGCAUUAUUUCCUUACUAUGUUGGCUGUCUCCUAUGUGGGUCUGUCCUUCUCUUCUCUUCCUACCAUGUUUAGGAUCUUCUUUUUCAAUGCCAUGGUAAUCUCGCCCAAUGCCUGCUUUGCUCAAGAGUUCUUUAUCCAUGGGUUCACUGUCAUGGAAUCCUCUGUGUUUCUAAUUAUGUCUUUUGACCGCUUUCUUGCCAUUCACAAACCCUUAAGAUACAGUUCUAUCCUCACUGGCAGCAGAGUUGCUAAAAUGGGGCUAAUUUUAGCCUUCAGGAGCACAAUUUUAGUGCUUCCAUUUCCUUUCACUCUAAGGAGAUUGAAAUACUGUCAAAAGAAUCUCCUCUCUCACUCAUACUGCCUUCAUCAGGAUGUCAUGAAACUGGCCUGCUUUGACAACAGGAUCAACUUCAUCUACGGCUUCUUUGUGACACUCUGUACCAUGCUGGACUUUGCCCUGAUUCUUUUGUUUUACAUGCUAAUCUUGAAGACAGUACUGAGCAUCGCAUUUCUGGCAGAAAGGCUUAAGGCCCUGAAUACCUGCGUCUCGCACAUCUGUGCUGUGCUCAUCUUCUACAUGCCCAUCAUCACCCUGGCUGCCAUACAUCGCUUUGCCAAGAACAAAAGCCCCUUCCUGUAA